AGCGUUUCCUCCUUUGGUAUUUCAUUCAGAGAGCAUCUUAUCACGGAGCUGCACGGGGAACGCUCUGGCCGAUUUUUUGCUUUCGAAAUGGCGCAUCGAAUUUUACGUGUUUGCGGUUUAAUAUCGAACUGUGCGAAAAGUUCCAUCAUUAGGAACAAUGCUCUAGCUGUUGGUCUGUUAAAGCCGAGCGUUCCACUAGUCCAAGAUGCAAGGAAUAUCAAUUUCUUCAAGAGAAGACCAGCCAGCGCGCUGUGGAAAUCUGUCACCAGUGUCAGUAAUGCUGGAAGAAAACGAGGCAGAGGCAGGGGUGUACCGAGAAUAAAAAACUUGAAUAAAGGCCAAAUUAUAGGAGUUGGAAAAGAAGCAUUGAUACUCCCAGGACUUAAUUCUCCCCUCCUCCAAGGAAAUCAGUUGAACAAUCCAUAUAGAGUUCCCAAAGAUCCAAACUCUGAAGAGGAAUCACAGAAACCUAGAGUACAGCUUUCACUUCAUAAACGGAAUAAGGUUUCACCUUUGGAUCGUGGCUGGAGCGGAGGUAUAAUAGGUGGAAGGAAACUUGGACCACCUGAUCCUAUCGACGAAGAACCUUUCAUCGGUUUUCAAACAUGGGUGUUACAUUUCCAUCAGUGCGCCAUAAUGACGGGUAUGUUCGGCCGCAAAAAGCGAGUUAUCGUCUAUGCCGUAACUGGGAAUGGAAAAGGUUUGGCAGGGUUUGCUACGGCUCUAAGAGGCGACAAUAAAGGAGCCCUCACACUAGCUAGAAACAAAGCUGGACAGAGAUUGAUGUAUUUCGAAAGAUACGACGACCACACGAUACUACACGAUUUUUACGCUGAGUUUGGAAGGACGAAAAUAUUUGCCAAACAAAAGCCUAAGGGUUACGGACUCAAAUGUCAUCGCGUUAUCGCAGCGUGUUGCGAGGCAAUUGGCAUAAAAAAUCUGCACGCCAAGAUCGAGGGGUCUCUGAAUAUUCCGAACGUUAUAAAGGCUUUCUUCAUUGGCAUGUUAAAUCAGAAAUCGUAUCAAGAGAUGGCAGAUGAAAAGAAAUUGCACGUAGUUCAAUUUAAGAAGGAACACGAUUAUUUUCCCGAGGUACUCGCGUCACCGGAAACGGUGAGGACAUCGGCAGAGAUCGCGAAUAACGAGAUUUUAGAUUUCAAGCAGUACCUAAUGGACGGACGGUUGAUUUUAAACAAGAAGAAGCCUCUUCCGUUUUUCACAAAGCUACCUUCGUACGAUAUUUUUCUGCGUAAGCAAGAACGUAAAAGGGAUCAGGACAAAGUAAGAAUAAGGUUAAGAGCCGAAUACGGAGAACUGUGCAGCUUCCUGACCGAGAAAUAUCCAGAAGCGAAAAUACCUAAAUGGGAAAGACACAUAAAGAAACCAAAAGAAGAAGAAGAAGAAGCAGAAACAAAUUAAUAUACUUCGCAUAUAGCAAUUAUAAACGACUCGUGUACAUACACUUUAAUAUAAAAAUCUGAAAUCUGGAAGCUCUAAAGCUGA
This is a messenger RNA of Hylaeus volcanicus, 1503 nucleotides long. It is a transcript of the gene mRpS5, whose product is annotated as 28S ribosomal protein S5, mitochondrial. Lineage: Eukaryota; Metazoa; Arthropoda; Insecta; Hymenoptera; Colletidae. Gene Ontology annotation, biological process: translation. Bases 88 to 1419 code for a protein of 443 amino acids. The record is from RefSeq and is a predicted model, not a curated record. Gene Ontology annotation, cellular component: ribosome. Gene Ontology annotation, molecular function: RNA binding; structural constituent of ribosome. The transcript is spliced from 6 exons.